AUGCCUUCCGUGCAAUCCACGCUGAUCGGGCUCACCCUGGGCGCCGCGCUGGCGGCUGCGGCACCUGCUCCGUCGCGCGUGUCGGAGCUGGUCAAGAAGAGCAGCUGCACGUUCACCGAAGCGGCGCAGGUGUCUGAGAGCAAGAGCUCGUGCUCGACGAUCGUGAUCGACAGCAUCACGGUGCCCGCAGGCGAGACCCUCGACCUGACGGACCUGACCGAGGGCACGACGGUGACGUUCAAGGGCACGACGACCUGGGAGUACGAGGAGUGGGACGGCCCGCUGCUGGAGAUCUCCGGCACGAAGAUCACGGUGAACCAGGAGUCGGACGCGGUGCUGGACGGCAACGGGGCGGCGUGGUGGGACGGCGAGGGCAGCAACGGGGGCAAGACGAAGCCCAAGUUUUUCUACGCGCACUCGCUGGACGACUCGGUCAUCUCCGGUCUGUACAUCAAGAACACGCCCGUGCAGUGCUUCUCGAUCGAGAGCGACAACCUGCUCAUCGAGGACGUGACCAUCGACGACUCGGACGGCGACACCGACGAUCUCGGCCACAACACCGACGGCUUCGACAUCGGCGAGUCGACCUACAUCACCAUCACGGGCGCCACGGUCUACAACCAGGACGACUGCGUGGCCAUCAACUCGGGCGAGAACAUCUACUUCUCCGGCGGGACCUGCUCCGGCGGCCACGGCCUGUCGAUCGGCUCCGUCGGCGGCCGCAGCGACAACACCGUCAAGAACGUCACCUUCAUCGACUCCACCGUCACCGACUCGGAGAACGGCGUGCGGAUCAAGACCGUCUACGACGCCACCGGCACCGUCGAGGACAUCACCUACUCCAACAUCAAACUCAGUGGCAUCUCAGACUACGGCCUCGUCAUCGAGCAGGACUACGAGAACGGUGACCCUACGGGCACCCCCUCCAACGGCGUCACCAUCUCCGGCGUCACCCUGACCGAGAUCACAGGCUCGGUCGACGACGACGCCGUCGAGAUCUAUAUCCUCUGCGGCGAUGGCAGCUGCUCCGACUGGACCGUUUCCGAUGUCGACAUCACCGGUGGCAAGACCAGCGAUGCCUGCGAGAACGUCCCUUCGACCAUUUCUUGUACUUAA
This is a messenger RNA of Penicilliopsis zonata CBS 506.65, 1116 nucleotides long. RefSeq lists its product as hypothetical. The transcript has a single exon. The coding region runs from base 1 to 1116 and encodes 371 amino acids. Gene Ontology annotation, cellular component: extracellular region. Lineage: Eukaryota; Fungi; Ascomycota; Eurotiomycetes; Eurotiales; Aspergillaceae. The record is from RefSeq and is a predicted model, not a curated record. Gene Ontology annotation, biological process: pectin catabolic process. Gene Ontology annotation, molecular function: polygalacturonase activity.